ACGGCGGCAGUUUUCUCACGACUUCAUGCAAAGUUCAAAAGCUCCCACAAUUUCAAAGUUUUGCCACAAUUUCAAAGUUUUGUCCGUCAACCCUCGAAGAAUGUCGCAUCCCGGAGAAUCCAUAAAAUCAGAGAAGAAAUCGGUGCCAAAAUGGGUGCCCAUAUCUCUCCUGGCCUUGACUACCGCUGCACUUGCGGUACCCAUCGUACUUUUGCGUCGACAAAGAGCUAGUGUUCUUACAAAAACACUCGAAAGUUCUGCACCUCCACCACCUCGACGAACGGCCUUGAGUACUUCUAUCACAGCUACUAGCCUUAGCACAAGAUCAGCCCCUCCGCCAAGACGCGUAACAAACGAACCACCGUCAGCGGAAGAUGGAUUCAAUGCGGCAUUGUACACUGCAAAAGCGUUCGGCUUAGCAACACUACUUGUCACGGUUGGUGCAACUACCGCUAUCAUAGGUGUCAAAUCUUCCAUGGGUGUCCGUGAUACACAGGAAUUUGCGGAUAGAAUGCGCAGUGCCGUAGAACGAUACAUGCCCAUGCUUUCAUCACGAAUACAUAGGCCACCAGCACCUGAAGAACAUGGCGAGGAUGCACCUCCGCUUGACCCGCCGCACCUUAUAGUUCAUGAAGGCGAAAGUGAAUGGACAUGGCCGGCUGCACAAGCUAGACUAGAAAAUGCUUUUGAGCGUGAUGGUUUCUCUGGUUGGGCCGAAGCUGCUUUGAAGGAACUCGAGGCGGAAGGUGCAGUAAAAAGAUCGAAGAGACAUAAAUCAGAGCAUUAGUUCUAUAUCGUACCUCGUGAUUCAUGCCAAGUCGUUCUCAGAUAUUCAGACGUAUAAGAGUUCGUGGGCGUGAAGCAUGUUUGGCAUGUCAUGUUCAUGGUGAUGCAUAAAAAAACAAUACGAAUGAC
This is a messenger RNA of Somion occarium, 915 nucleotides long. The record is from the annotation of a GenBank genome assembly. NCBI's taxonomy places the organism in Eukaryota, Fungi, Basidiomycota, Agaricomycetes, Polyporales, Cerrenaceae.